Messenger RNA from Falco peregrinus (peregrine falcon), 2088 nucleotides. Its product is annotated as retinol dehydrogenase 8-like. Gene Ontology annotation, biological process: estrogen biosynthetic process. Gene Ontology annotation, cellular component: cytoplasm. The coding region runs from base 931 to 1881 and encodes 316 amino acids. The record is from RefSeq and is a predicted model, not a curated record. The transcript is spliced from 6 exons. NCBI's taxonomy places the organism in Eukaryota, Metazoa, Chordata, Aves, Falconiformes, Falconidae. Gene Ontology annotation, molecular function: estradiol 17-beta-dehydrogenase [NAD(P)+] activity.
UUCUGAAUGUAGUGUGCCUACUCUGGUAAACGUAAAUUGCACCAAAUUGCCAGUCCAAAUGUCCCUCUGUUUAAUUCAGAGCUUACAUGCAAAGUUGGUGACAUAUGUUCUCCAAAACUAAAAUGGAGUCAGACAUCAUGCUAGUUCUUUUUUUUCUUUUUAAAAUUUUUUGUGCCCCCAACUUGUCAAUUGGAGAACAGAAGCUGUUUAAAAGGAUUUCCAUGUAGUGAAGCUGGUAUGUUCAACAUCUUCCUGGCUGUUCUCUGCUGCCAGCAUACCUGCUUACUUUCUCUAUUCUUGGCUAGGAACAGUGCCAAAAAGAGAUGUGAGGAAUCUGUCUAAACAACUUGUCUCAUUCCAAAUCUACAUCCUGUAUUUGUAUUUACUUUUUCUGUAAAGCCUGUUAGGAAUCUUACAAUAGUAAGGCAUCAGGAAAGAAAUCUAUUUGUCAAUCUGUUGCAAAAGAAUGAGGCAGGUGCUCUAAGUGUAGGAAGCCUGAACACCUUCGGGGGGGGGGGAUCCCAUUUUGGGUGCAGUUUACUUUGUAUAGACAUGAGUGGAAGACCUGACACUACAGACUGUAAUUGUAGCAAGGCUUUUUCUGCCCAGUAGGUCAUUCCACUACAGAAAAAAAAAAAAAAAUCCACAUAGCUUACAAAUGUUUCAUUUUAAAGGUUAAUCAAAUUUUGUAUUAAGUAUAGUCCAUGUUGAUAAUGCAGAUUAUAACCUCAUGCAGGAGCAUCUGCUUCUGUUUUUGUCGAGCUGGAGAUUAUCCCUUAAUCAUGCAGGGUCCAGGUAUGCAUUUUCAGAUUUGUUGACUCAGGAAAGCUGAGGACAGCAUUAAAGGCCAAUGACGCUAUACUGUGUAGCUACACUCAGGUUGUUGCUCCUCUGAACAAGAACUCUUGCUUGGACCACUCACUGAAAAGAAUGGCAAGAAGAAAUGUUCUCAUUACAGGUUGCUCCUCAGGAAUUGGACUGGCAUUAGCUGUAAAAAUGGCAAAAGAUGAACAGAAAAGAUUUAAAGUGUAUGCCACAAUGCGGAAUCUGGCCAAGAAAGAGCCGCUCGAGGAAGCUGCAGGUCACAGGCUGGGCAAAACCCUUGAAAUAAAACAACUGGAUGUCUGUGAUGAACAGUCUAUUAAAACUUGUGUGAAUAGUAUCCCUGACAGAAGGAUCGAUGUCCUAGGCAACAAUGCUGGAAUGGGGCUCAUUGGACCUAUUGAAUGUCAGACCAUAGAUGAAAUGAAAACCGUGAUGGAUACCAACUUCUUUGGACUGGUUCGACUCCUGAAGGAGAUUUUGCCUGACAUGAAGAGGAGAAAGAGCGGGCAUAUAGUUAUAAUAAGCAGUGUUAUGGGAAUACAAGGUAUCUUAUUUAAUGAUGUUUAUGCUGCAUCUAAGUUUGCUGUGGAAGGAUUCUGUGAAAGUUUAGCUAUACAAGCACUCAAGUUCAAACUGCAGUUAAGUUUGAUUGAACCAGGCCCGGUGGUUACAGAGUUUGAAAGAAAAGUGUUUGAAGAUGGAAUGAAAAUGGAUCUUUCAGCUGCAGAUGGAGAAACAGCUGAGAUGUUUACUAAUAUUUACCUUAAAAAUUACAAACAGAUUUUCCAGAGCCUGGGACAAAGUGCUGAAGAUGUUGCAGAGCAUACAGUAAAGGUAAUUCUUGCAGAAAAUCCACCUUUUCGCCAUCAGACCAACACCUUGUAUACUCCAAUGACAACUCUGAAAUACGCAGAUCCAAAUGGAGAUCUACCCAUUGAUACAUUCUACAAAAUGGUUUUUCAUCAUGACAAAAUCUUCAGUGCAAGUCUUAACUUUAUCAAAUUGCUAAGGUGGAGAAGUAGAAAGAGCUUUGACUUGGGAAAACCCUCACAAUAAGUAUGAGAUAAUAUAGUGAAAAUUGGAAUUACUUUUUGUAGCUACUGAUAAUGCUGUAUGUUGUUAUUCAAAUGCCUUUGCUCUGUAGUUGUGAAAAGGCUUUCAAGGUGUUUAUUUGAGCAUAGCUAAGAUGUUCAGCCUAGGGUGUUUAUCUCUAACUUUACGGUUGCAGAACCUUGAAAUUAAAAUCCUUCAGCUAUAGGUUUA